AUGGAAUUUCAUAUAAGAGAAGAUUCAAUGGAGUCCACUUCUUCAUCUAGCACGAGUUCUGUAUUCUCAACUAUUCAGAAAGUCCCAGAAAGCCCUCAGACAAAUUCACCUCCGGAACGUAAUAAAUCAAAUAAUGCAGCUACAAAUAAAAAUUCAUACUCAUCGACAUCUAGGAAUCAAAGAGAAUUGAGAGCUUUAUUGGAAGACUCUAAUAAGUAUUACUCAACCUAUGAAUAUAGGAUGCCAACUAGUUAUUUAAAGAGUUCUUCGAAAGAUAAAGGAUUAAAUAAUUCGGAUAAUGCUGAAACGAAGCAUAAAUGUGAAAAUAUAUCAGGUAACGACACAACUAACAAGGAGAGUUUUAAAGAUGAUAAAAAGUCUAAGGGGAAAUCUUCAAAGAAGAAAAUCAUAAAAAAAAAAGUUUCUACUGAAAAAAGAAAAUAUACAAAACAUAGUACUGUUCCAAAGAAGAGAAAGUAUACCAUGAAAAAACGAUUAAAAAAUAAAGCAGAUGAAGAUUUUGUACAGGAUGACAAUGCUAAUACUAUAUCGAACUCAUUAGCCCAAUCAAAAUUUCAACCACAGCAUGUUGCCAACAAUGAAAACCAAAAAGAUGCUAAUAUAAAAAUAAAUAAGGAUAAAGAAUCUGAUGAAGAUUUACCAACGAAUUUUAUUGAUCUUUAUGGUCCUCGGAUCCCUGUCAGGCCUAACUUUUUUGAUAUAAAUGGUAUCCUAGGAAGUAACGUAUAUAAUGGCAAACCAACAUCUUCUAUGACACUUACAACUCAUUCUCAAAAUUUACCUCAAAAUGCUCAUAAAGGAGUUACACCAGAAGGUAUGAUUCCUACUGUUAAAUUACAAAGCGUAUUAUAUCCAAACUAUCAGGAAGAAUAUAAGGUCAUUUUCUAUGAUCGAUGUGAUAUCUUCAAUCCAAUGGCAGAAAUUGGUAAGUUAAUAGAAUACUCGGUUAUGAUAUAUUUACCAACAGAGUAUUCAGAAAUAGCUAAACGUGAUAUUAUACCUAUCUUAAAUACCGCAUUUGACACUUCGAAUACCGAUUUAUUUAUCGAGACAGUGAAUAAUUAUAAUAAAUUUAUACUUGGUAUAUCCAGGAAAGAUAUCGUUGAUCAUUUAUGUGCGUUAACAGAAAUACCCGUGUCAUUUAUUCAUGACUUAUUACACAUUAUUUAUACAAGAAGUAUACAUCCAGAUGCCAGUAAAUUGAGACAUUAUAAAGCGUUUUCAAAUUAUGUGUAUGGUGAACUUUUACCGGGUUUCCUAACUGAUGUUUAUGGACAAUGUAACCUCGAUCCUGACAAACUUUUUAUGGACCUGGGUUCCGGUGUUGGUAAUUGUGUCAUCCAAGCUGGAUUAGAAUUUGGUUGUAACUUAAGUUUAGGUUGUGAAAUCAUGCCAGAUGCAAGUAAUUUGACAGAGAUUCAAAUGAAGGAAUUUAAUGAACGUUGUAAAUUGAUGGGUCUAGCUGUUCCUAACUUUGAAUUCAGAUUAAGGGAAAGUUUUGUGGACAAUCCAAGAAUUAUUGAACUUCUUUCUCAAUGUGAUGUGAUGUUGGUUAAUAAUUUCUUAUUUGAUAGUAAAUUAAAUAAAGAGGUAGAAAAGCUAUUACAACAUGCCAAAACUGGUUGCAAAAUUAUCAGUUUAAAAAAUCUGAGAAGUUUCGGUUAUACAAUUGACUUUUAUAACAUUGAUAAUAUCCUUAACAGAUUACAAAUUAAAAAGCAAAAAUUCAAAGAAAAUAGUGUUUCAUGGACCCAUACGGGUGGUGAAUAUUAUAUUUCUACAGUAUUAGAGGAAGUCGAUGAAUCAUUAUUUGCUGCUUCUAGUAGAUUUAGGAAAAUAAAAAAGGAUUUUAAAUAUACUAGGUGA
Maudiozyma barnettii is the source of this 1887-nucleotide messenger RNA. RefSeq names its product histone methyltransferase DOT1 (gene DOT1). Gene Ontology annotation, cellular component: nucleosome; nucleus. Gene Ontology annotation, biological process: regulation of transcription regulatory region DNA binding; DNA damage checkpoint signaling; subtelomeric heterochromatin formation. Bases 1 to 1887 code for a protein of 628 amino acids. NCBI's taxonomy places the organism in Eukaryota, Fungi, Ascomycota, Saccharomycetes, Saccharomycetales, Saccharomycetaceae. The record is from RefSeq and is a predicted model, not a curated record. The transcript has a single exon. Gene Ontology annotation, molecular function: histone binding; histone H3K79 methyltransferase activity.